Molecule: messenger RNA, 1969 nt
Organism: Drosophila arizonae
Lineage: Eukaryota; Metazoa; Arthropoda; Insecta; Diptera; Drosophilidae
Gene: gb
Product: solute carrier family 7 member genderblind
Biological process (GO): amino acid transmembrane transport
Cellular component (GO): membrane
Molecular function (GO): L-amino acid transmembrane transporter activity
Source: RefSeq, a predicted model, not a curated record
GUUAGCAAAACAAUAAAUGAAAUGCAUACAAUUAGAAUAGAGAAUUGUUAGCCGACAGAUUAGUUUACGCGGGAAUGAAAAAAAAAAAUUCAUGGUAAGCCAGUAAACGUCACAUCACCAUAUAUCAACGUCCACACAUACACAUAAACCCCGAUCACACGCCGAGACCUCUUCAUUCUCAUCAAACAAGCCGACACUCCUCUGGCUUGCUUAAUCAAUUAGCUGGGCACAUCACACACACUCAAACCUCAACUCAUUUUGGUCAGUCUAGUUUUGUACUCGAAGCGUAGCGUGCGUGUCCGACAUUAAAGCUCCUCAGCACACACAAACAUACACUGACAGAAUGGUGUCCAGUAAACUCCAGUCGCCGACGAGCGAAAUGGUCUUGCUUACACCAAGCACUGAGAAUCCGCCCAGCAUUGUGGCAGCUGCGACCAAGGAUAAGGAUGCCAAGCGAGAGGGAUCUGCCGAAUCGGACAGCAGUCGUGUUGUGAUGAAGAAACAGUUAGGCUUACUCGAAGGUGUGGCCAUUAUACUGGGAAUUAUAUUCGGCUCGGGCAUAUUUGUUUCGCCCAAAGGUGUCCUGCAGGAGGUGGAUGCUGUGGGCACUUCCUUGGUCAUUUGGGUGCUAUGUGGCCUGCUCUCCAUGAUCGGUGCUCUUUGCUAUGCGGAACUGGGUACAGCCAUACCCAAGUCUGGCGGGGAUUAUGCCUAUAUAUUCGAGGCAUAUGGUUCACUGCCGGCUUUCUUGUAUCUAUGGGAUGCCAUGAUGAUAUUUGUGCCGACGACAAAUGCAAUAAUGGGUCUAACAUUCGCCUCCUACGUGCUGCAGCCCUUCUUCGCCGAUGGCUGCGAGAUACCAAAACUUGCCCUGCAGCUGUUGGCAGCGGUUACCAUCUGCUUUCUGACCUACUUGAACUGCUAUUAUAUGAAGGUCACAACGAAAAUGCAAAACGUUAUCAUGUUCACCAAAAUAGCGGCUUUGGUAUUAAUCAUUAUCGUUGGCUCGAUCUGGAUGCUGAUGGGUCAUACGGAGAACUUUGAUAAGCCUUUUGAGAAUACCGAAACCGAUCCUGGCAAGCUAUCGGUGGCAUUUUAUUCGGGCAUUUUCUCAUAUGCUGGCUGGAACUAUUUGAAUUUCAUGACCGAAGAGCUGCGCGAUCCAUAUCGCAAUUUGCCGCGUGCCAUUUAUAUAUCAUUGCCCUUGGUAACUGGCAUUUAUGUGCUGGCCAAUAUGGCCUAUCUGGCUGUGCUAUCGGCACCCGAGAUGAUCGCUUCCAAUGCCAUUGCUGUGACUUUUGGCAACAAGAUUAUGGGAAACUUUGCCCUCAUCAUACCCAUUAUGGUGGCCAUUUCGGCUUUUGGCGGCCUCUCAGUACACAUUAUGACCUCGUCGCGUAUGUGCUUUGUCGGCGCCCGAAAUGGACAUAUGCCCGCAGUGCUUUCUCACAUUAGUGUUAAGAGCUACACGCCGUUGCCUUCGCUAGCUUUUCUGUGUCUGCUAUCAAUUGUGAUGCUGCUUGUGAGCGAUGUGUAUGUGCUUAUCACUUAUUCCAGCAUUGUGGAAUCUUUCUUUAUUAUGCUAUCGGUGUCGGCUGUUUUGUAUUUUCGCUACAAGCGCCCCACUAUGGAUCGGCCAAUUAAAGUCUCGCUGUGGAUACCCGCAGUGUUUGUCAUUGUGUGCGCCUUUCUGGUGGUCGUUCCGGUUUACGUUGCGCCAUUUGAGGUCGCUAUGGGCUUGCUAAUAACGCUAAUUGGCAUCCCAUUCUAUUACGUCGGCAUCGUGUGGAAGAACAAACCAAUAUGGGUGCAGCACGCGAUUGAUUCAGUGACAUUUACGUGCCAAAAACUCUUUUUGUCCGCCAAAGAGGAGAAAGAGGAUUAAUUAAAGACAAGGAUAUAAAUAAGAGAAUUCAUCACAAAUAUACAAUACAUCACAAUCAAUACAUCACAAUCGAUACAUCACAAA